This is a messenger RNA of Vitrella brassicaformis, 1555 nucleotides long. Lineage: Eukaryota; Vitrellaceae. The record is from the annotation of a GenBank genome assembly.
GGCACACAGAGAGGAGAGGAUGGGGUCGAAGAAGGCGGGUGAUCCGCCGUCCCAGCAGCAGGGCGGUCAGGCGGUGAUGAAGCCGAUAAGGGACUUCUGCGACCAGAUAGACCUCAAGAUGAGCAAGAACCAGCAGCUGGCCUCCCUCUGCAACCAAAUAGGCGUCAGGCCACACGUCAUCGUACUCACCGCAUGCGGCGCACUGCUCGCAUUCCUCCUAUUCGGCAUCGGCGGCAACAUCAUCUGGUCGGUCUGACACAGAGGCACGUGUUGCAUAUUCCUGCAGGGCGUGGUCUCCUGUGUGUGUGUGUUGUUGUUGUUGGUUGCAAAAUCCAGCAACGCGGUUGGGUUUGUGUAUCCGGCGUGGCAGUCAUUCAAGGCCAUCGAGAGCGACAAAAAGGAUGACGACAAACUAUGGUAUGUCUGAUGCGUCGGCGGGCGGGCGGGGGGGCGGGUGCAGAGAGGGGGGAUGGGCGGACGGAUUGGUCUGGAUCAUUCCGCUGGGCUGUCCUUGUGCGUCUUGUUGUGAUGCCAUGAUGCCAUGUGUGUUCCCGCAGGUUGACGUAUUGGGUGGUGUAUGGGUUCUUCAGCGUGAUAGAGGUGUUUGCCGACUACAUACUGUUUUGGGUGCCCUUCUACUGGAUGAUGAAACUCGGGUUCCUCGUCUGGCUCUUCCUCCCACAGACCCAAGUGAUGAGCUGACUGACCAAGGAAGGGGCGGGUUGAGGGACGUGUGGGUAUGCUUGUGUGUGCCUGGGUGUGGUGUGCGUUUGUGCCUGCCUGCCUGCAUUCCGUCAGGGGUCGAUUCACAUGUACAACAACCUGGUCAAGCCCAUCCUCACACAGAACCAGGGCAAAAUCGAACAGUGGGUGGAACUCACCAAACACACACGCCGACGCACACUGACCGGUCCAUCCAUCCAUCCAUCCAUGUGUGUUGUGUGUGUAUCAGGACGAUGAGCAAGGUGACCGGGUCGGCGGGACAGUUCCUCAACGAGGCGCAGAAUAUGGCCGGACACCUCAGCUCACUCGCAGCUGGGGCAACCAAGUCAGACUAGGCAUACCUACCAUCCACACACACAUGCCUAUGCGUGACACACAACACACACUCGGACAGCGACAUCUGUAGCCGACUGCUGACCGACCGACAGCAGACCGACCGACCGAAUGUUUGUGCGCGUCGCGUGUUGUUUGUUGUAACUAACGGUGGUGUGGUGUGGUGAGUGCGUGGUGCACCGGUGUGUGGGCUGGCAGUUUUGCUCGCCUCUUUUGUAGGUCUAUCUGCGUCUGUCUUUGUGAAUGAACGAGUGAGUGGCUGGCUGGCUGGGUGGUCCAUGGUGUGGGUGAGAGGAGGAGGGCCGAUACGUGACCUUUCCCCGGACGGAUACCCAUUGCGGAUUGUGGUGUAUGAAUGUGUGUGUGUGUGUGACAUGCUCGAAUGCACUCGUGUUUGUGUGUGUGUCGUCUGACUUUUGUGUGUGUGGCUGGCUGACUUGAUGCCUCGUUAUGGCUGGCUUGGCUGCAUGGCGCGUCAACGAAACUUGGUGUACUGCUG